Molecule: messenger RNA, 1407 nt
Organism: Papaver somniferum (opium poppy)
Lineage: Eukaryota; Viridiplantae; Streptophyta; Magnoliopsida; Ranunculales; Papaveraceae
Exons: 6
Coding region: 1-1407 (468 amino acids)
Biological process (GO): base-excision repair
Cellular component (GO): nucleus
Molecular function (GO): DNA-(apurinic or apyrimidinic site) endonuclease activity; double-stranded DNA 3'-5' DNA exonuclease activity; phosphoric diester hydrolase activity
Source: RefSeq, a predicted model, not a curated record
AUGGGUUUAGAAUGUCUGAAAGUCAUAAAGCAUCCAACAGAGUUGGAACUUCAGGCAGUCCAAGCAUUGCUAUGCUUAAGUGAUUGGAUGCCAGACUUCUUUGAUGCAGACUCUGUUGUUGUUUGUUUUUUCAUGUGUGAUGUGACUGAGGUGUUUGUGUGCCCUAUUGCCAAUGAUAGUGACGAUGCGGCAUCGCAAACAAGUAAUGGUAAGAAACCAACACGGAUUGAUAAUAGUGGCGGUAUAGAGUUGGCAAAAAGUGUACAUGAAAAAUUCAAGUUUUUAAUAUUUAAUAUAGUAUCUUGGAAUGUUAAUGGUCUUGGAGAUCCGGAUAAGCACUCCAAGUUGAAAAAGCUUGUGAAAUGGUGGAAGCCUACUAUUCUUAUGAUUCAAGAGACGAAGCUUAGUGCUUGUACUGAAGAUAUUGUGUGUCAAUGUUGGGGUGUAACUCCACGUAAGUCGAUAGCUUUAAACUCUUACGGAAGAUCAGGAGGAAUUUUGUUAAUAUGGAACUCGAACAUGAUUGAAGUCGAUGACUUUCUUGAAGGUAUUUUUACUAUAAGUAUUUCUUGCCGUAAUUUGGAAGAUAAUUUUCAUUGGGUUUUGAUCGGGGUAUAUGGUCCUUGCAUUGUGAAUGAAAAAAAAGAAUUUCGUAUGGAGCUUGCUACCUUGCACGGUUAUUGGGAUGGAAUACCUUUGUGUUUCGGUGAAGAUUUUAAUGAGAUAAGAUACAUGGUGGAGAGAAGAGGUUGCCGUAGAGCAUCAAAUUCAAUGAAACUCUUUGAUAAAAUGUGUAAUGACCUUGAUCUUGUGGAUUUGCCUCUUUCCGGUGCGAAGUACACUUGGAGUAGGCCGCCUAACAAAAAGAGCAAGAUUGACCGUUUUCUUUUCUCUUCGGAUUGGGAAGAUCACUUUCCAAAUAUCAUCUUCAAGCGCCUUGCAAGACCUUUUUCGGAUCAUUUUCCUAUUGAGUUAUGCUCAUUGGACUCGAAUUGGGGGGUACGAUCCGGUGAAUGUUUUGCAAAGAAGUUAAACGCUUUGAAGGAGCAGUUGAAGGUGUGGAAUAGAGAUGUCUUUGGGAGCAUUGAUAGGGCUUUAGACACGUCUCUUGCCAAUUUGAAAGAAUUGGAUGAUCUAGAUGAUGAGAGGGGUCUUACUGAAAUUGAAGAAGACAUGCUAGUGACGUCUAAAUUGGAUUUUGAGGUGGCUCAUCGUCGUCAAAGCAUAAUGUUGAGGCAAAAGUCAAGAAUUAGAUAUUUUAGAGAUGGCGAUCGUAACACCAAACAUUUUCAUCGAGUGGUGGAAGGUCAUAGAACUUUUAACAACAUCAACAACCUUCGUAUCAAUGGACGUUGGACCGAACACAAGGAAGAAAUCAAGAUGGGUAUGGAAAAUCAUUUUGAGUAA